AGGUAUUUAAUCACAAUUAUGAAGAUCUUAUUAUUUUGUAUUAUUCUGUUGUCAGCUACUAUGGGGUUUUUCCAAGCAUACGUGAAGUGUGCUGACAAUAAUGAAGAAAGAAACCGACCACUGCCUAUUAAUAUUUACAUCGGUGGUGUAGACCCUGGCAAUAUUAGUGGUGGAAGAAACCAACCACCGCUUAAUAAUAUUUACAUCGAUAGUGUAAACCAAGUUAGUGACCUUGGGAAUAAUAGUGAGGGAAACCAGCCACCGGAGAAUAUUAAUAUUUACUACCAACCUGGAGAUGAUGGCCCCGAAAAUAAUAGGGGAAACCGUCCAUCGGAUAUAAAUAUUUACUACCAACCUGGAAACGAUAGCCCGGAAAAUAAUAGGAGAGACCAUCCACCGAAUAUUAAUAUUUACUACCAAUCUGGAGUUGAUGACUCUGAAAAUAAUAGGGAAAACACUGAAUCAUCUAUGAAUAUUUACGGAGUUGAUGAUAAUAUUUUAGAAUUUGAUCUUUGUGGCACCGACAAUUACAGAAUAAACCAUCCACCGCGUAUUAAUAUUCACUACCAAUCUGGAGUUGAUGGCCCCGUAAAUAAUUGGACAAACAAUGAAUCACUUGCAAAUAUUUACGGAGUUGAAAAUAACAUUUUUGAAUAUGAUUUUCGUUUCACUGACAAUAAUAGGGGAUACCGUCCACCACAUAUUAAUAUUUACUACCAAUCAAGUAGUGGAAUUGAUGGCCUCGAAAAUAAUAGAACAAACACUGAACCGCCUACAUAUAAUUUAGAAAUUGAUACCAACGACAAUAAUAGAUAUCCGCAAACAUCAUCAGAUGGACCACUGGGAGAAUACUUUAAUCAUUAUAUAAAUAAUAUUUUUACUAACCUUCCAAGAAACUCUAGUCCGUCAACUAGUUCUUACUACGGACCUGGAGUUGGUGGCUCAGGCUAUAAUAGUAAAUAG
Adelges cooleyi (spruce gall adelgid) is the source of this 963-nucleotide messenger RNA. RefSeq names its product serum response factor homolog B-like. The coding region runs from base 19 to 963 and encodes 314 amino acids. Lineage: Eukaryota; Metazoa; Arthropoda; Insecta; Hemiptera; Adelgidae. The record is from RefSeq and is a predicted model, not a curated record. The transcript has 15 exons.